Plasmodium malariae is the source of this 1638-nucleotide messenger RNA. Its product is annotated as geranylgeranyl transferase type2 beta subunit, putative. Gene Ontology annotation, biological process: protein geranylgeranylation. Bases 1 to 1638 code for a protein of 545 amino acids. The record is from RefSeq and is a predicted model, not a curated record. Gene Ontology annotation, cellular component: Rab-protein geranylgeranyltransferase complex. The transcript has 2 exons. NCBI's taxonomy places the organism in Eukaryota, Apicomplexa, Aconoidasida, Haemosporida, Plasmodiidae. Gene Ontology annotation, molecular function: Rab geranylgeranyltransferase activity.
AUGGGUUAUAACAUGUACGGACUUUUAAACGAGGAACUUGACCUAAACCUGCAUGAGAAAUAUUUUCUAAACACGAUAACUGAAAAAUUAGGAAAAACAUAUAAUGAGAGUAGAUCAUCUAACAAAUACGAGUCCCUGUUUCUGAGUGGUGUUUUUUGGGUACUUAGCGGCCUUUCAAUAAUAAACAAAGAUAGAAGAAAUUUGAACGAAGUAUUAGAUAACAACAUAAUAGAGUUAAUAUACAUAUUAGUUAUGCAAUGUUUGGAAAAAAAAAAAAUUAAGGAAAAAUAUAUUUACAAUUUAAAAAAAGAAAAGUAUCUUUUAUCAAAUGAAGAUGUUCAUAAUAUAAUUAAUACAUCUAAAUAUGAUAACAAUUUUGAUAAAAAAAGUUAUACAAAAAGAAAAAAAUUGGAACGCACAAGAAUUAUCCAUGAUUCUACGGAAAAAAAUUGUUCUGAGAAAGUAAAAAAUAUUAAUAAUAUUGAUAUAGAUAGUGAAGAAAAUAGCAGCAAAAUGAGAGAACCUAAACACUCUAAGUUGAUCAAUGACGGUGAAGAAACAACGUCUAAAAAAAGACCCUUUAGCAAAAUUAAUGUAAAAUUAAAUAAAUCAAUGAAUAACUUGUCUUGUUCAGAAAAAAAAAAAAAAAAAAAAAAAUUUAUCGUAAGAGGCUUUAGUCCUUGCAAUAAAAAAUUCCUAUACGAAGCAAAUGUAAUAUCCACAUUAAGUGCUAUUCAGAUUUUGUUUCUAUUAAAUAAAACCAGUGAAGAUGACAUAAGUACGAAAAUUUUGUUAGAGAUAUAUAAUUUUAUAUAUUUUAUUUUCGAUGCUGACAGAGGAUUUUUUUAUUUUUCUUUGAAUAGUUUACGAUAUCGUUUUGAUGGUGAUAUGCGUUUCAUGUUUUGUUCAUUAGCUAUUUUAUAUUUUAUAAAACUUUUAUUGAAGAAAAGGAAUAUAAAUAUACAUAUAUACAAAUAUAAGGAGAAAUGUACACAAUGGAUUUCAAGCUGUUUUAACAUAGAUGGAGGGUUUUCAAGCCUUCCAGGGUCAGAAUCUCAUGCAGGAACGACAUUUUGUGCAAUUAGUUCUUUAAACUUGUUGAAGGGAAAAAGUUAUGAAAAUUAUUUUUUAGAGAACAGACUAUUAAAAAGGAGAUUAAUUAGAUGGCUAUGUGAUAGAUAUGAAAAUUUUGGCAUUAAUGGAAGAGUAGGAAAAGAUCAUGAUGUUUGUUAUGCAUGGUGGGUUUUGGGUAGUUUAGUUUCUUUGAAAACUAAUUUAAGUGAACUAUUUAAUGUGAAUAUUUUAAUAAAUUUUAUUUUGAAAUGUCAGGAUAGAAAUAAUGGUGGAUUUUCAAGAGUAGAACAAAAUGAAAAUAAUUUUAAGAAAGAAAAUUUUAAUUAUUACCAAGAGGAACAAUUAACAUACAAAGAAACGGACCCAUUCCACACCUUCUUUUCCUUAUGCGCCUUAUCACUUAUAUAUUAUAAUGUUAAUUAUUACAAGAAGAAAGCAAAGCGAAAAUGUGUACUCUAUGAUAAUGCAGUGUUUCCUCAAUAUUUCGAACACGUUCUGCGAAGGCUAAAACACAUACACGAAUCUUUUGCAAUGCCCAUAGAUAUGAUAAAGAGUCCCCUUUAA